GACUAAUAAAAUUUGUAAAGAUUCUGCAAGCAAUAAUAGCAACAGAUUUCUCUCCGUGUAUAUUUCAGAAUCAAAGUCAGAUGAAAAUUAUUAUUAAAAAAAGAGAGGGCGAAACUCGAUACACUCAGAAGGACAAUCAUAAGCAAUGAUUAAUUGAGGUUCAAGAGUUUCAAUCAGAUAAAUGUAGGUGGUUGCCGUAAGAAAAAGAAAAGAAAACUUCUAUUGUUUGAAAGAAGUUAAGUACCAGAAUCAUCUCUCUUCAGCGAAUCAAAUGUAGUUAAGUUUAAGGAAGUGGGGAGUUACUCUACUUCACGUAAGUUGCUCACAUUUUCUCAGUGCAAGAAAGAAUCAGAUUGAAUAGAUUAAUUUUAAAAUAAAUUUAUUAUCAAUUUUGAUACAAAUAUGGCGAAAGAAAGUGGAAGGCCAAACAUUGCCUCUAGGCUCAAAUUAAACAUGAGCGAGUCACCUUUCUUUUGUAAAAUUAUUGAGCUGAUAUUGUGUAUCGUCAGUUUGGGACUGAUAGUGGGACCGUUUAACAGUCGAUUAUAUAUGAACUUCAAGAACACUGGAUUAGUUUAUGUAGCAAUUUGCGGAUACGUCUUGAUAAAUUCAAUAAUUAUUUUUUGCUACUUAAUUGGCGAGAAGAUGCCAAAAAAAAUGUCUCUCAUAUUUACUGGAAUGGGAGCUAUUUUGUGUUUUGCUGCUGGUGUGAUUUUAAUCUACGACUGGGACAAUUUUGAAAAUAAUUUGAUUUCACAAUAUUUAAAUCAAUAUCUCGAUCAGACACUGGCCAGUGGAAUAUUUUCUCUUUUGGCUGCAUUUGUUUUUGCACUGGACUUGUACUUGAUAAAUAAAUACGAAUAAUUAAUAUAGUAAUUUAGUAAAAAAAAAUUUAUAUCUACAUUGCGCCAACAGUUGUAUGAAGAACAUUAAUACAAACUCAUAAAUAUUCCAAAAAAGUUCAUAAAUUUGGUAAAAUUUUUGAAAUGUUGCAUACUUAUUUGAUAAUUUUCAUCCUUACAUAGAAUUUCAAGCACAAUUUUCAACUUGCAUUUACAUUAAAGUAAAAUUUUCAUUUCCUCGAAUUAUUAUUUACUAAAAUUUCAAAUUUUAAGAUUUAUUUAAUAAAAAUACCAAAAACCGAAUAACAAUAAAAAUUGAUUUCAAAUGAAAAAAAAUUCAAAAUGAUACAUUUCGUAAACAACUGGAAUUUUAAAUAAAUUUUAAUGGAAUAUUUUAUGCAUCCCUAAAAAUAGUAUUUCAAUAUCAACAACAAAAUUUUUAAAAAUUUUGUUGUUAAUUUUGAAUUGAUUUUAAAAAUUAAAAAAGAAAAAAUAAUAUACAAUAAUUGAAAUUUAGACAAUAAUUUUUUUGCAGAAUUUAUAAUUCAGAAUAGCAUAAUUUUCUAUGUAAGUACACGGAAAGAAAAAGUCCGUCAAUCAUUAAUAGACUAGUAUAUUACUUUGAGACGGGACACAAAAUCAUUCAAUGGAUAACAUACUUUGAGUCACAAUCAGUGACGAGUUGCUUGCUAAA
Molecule: messenger RNA, 1536 nt
Organism: Leptopilina heterotoma
Lineage: Eukaryota; Metazoa; Arthropoda; Insecta; Hymenoptera; Figitidae
Exons: 5
Coding region: 403-864 (153 amino acids)
Biological process (GO): septate junction assembly
Cellular component (GO): membrane
Source: RefSeq, a predicted model, not a curated record